Messenger RNA from Geodia barretti, 1260 nucleotides. Lineage: Eukaryota; Metazoa; Porifera; Demospongiae; Tetractinellida; Geodiidae. The record is from the annotation of a GenBank genome assembly.
AUGAAACAGACCGAAAACGGGCGACGGCGCGUGGUGGUGACCGGCCUCGGGGCGAUCACGCCGCUGGGCCUGAGCGCGGACGCAUUUUGGAGCAACCUGGUGGCCGGCGUGUCGGGCAUCGGGCCGAUGACGCUGUGCGACCCGACGGACUAUCCCUGCCGGAUCGCGGGACAGGCUGAUGAUUUUGAGCCGACGGACUUCAUCGACCGGCGGGAGGCGCGCCGGAUGGCGCGGUUCUCGCAGAUGGCGGUGGCGGCGGCGUUGCAGGCGGUGGCGGACUCUGGGCUGGACAUGGAGCAGGAGGACCCGUACCGGGUGGGCGUGCUGCUGGGUAACGGGAACGGGGGGUUCCCGACGCUGGAGGAGAACUGCCGGAUCCUGGCCGACCGGGGCGGGAUGCGGAUGUCGCCGUUCUUUUUCCCGAUGGUGCUGCCGAACAUGGCGGCGGCCAACGUGAGCCAGUACGUGGGAGCGCGGGGGUACAACUCGACGGUCACGACGGCAUGCGCAGCGUCCAACAACGCGAUCGGCGAGGCGCUGAUGGCGAUAAGGCACGGCGUCGCGGACGCGAUGGUCACGGGCGGGACAGAGGCCGGGAUCAGCCAGCUGGGAUUGGCGGGAUUUGCGGUGAUGCGGGCGCUGAGCACACGGAACGAUGAGCCGCAUCGGGCCAGCCGGCCCUUCGACGCCGAGCGGGACGGGUUCGUGCCGGCGGAAGGGGCGGGGAUCCUGGUGCUGGAGGAGUCGGAGCGGGCCAGGACGCGGGGCGCGAACAUCAUCUGCGAGCUGGUGGGGUUCGGCGCGACGUCGGACGCGGGGCACCUGGUCCAGCCGCAGGAAACGGGGGAAAGCGCGGCCAAGGCCAUGCAGGGAGCGUUGGACGAUGCCGGGCUGGGCACCGGUGACGUCGAUUACAUCAACGCGCACGGGACGUCGACGCCGAUGAACGACGCGGCUGAGACGGUUGCGAUCAAGCGGCUGUUCGGGGACGCAGCCUACAAGGUGCCGAUCAGCAGCACGAAGGGAAUGAUCGGACACUCGCUGGGAGCAUCGGGCGCGCUGGAAGCGGUGGCGUGCGUCAAGACCAUCAUGGACCAACGCAUCCACCCGACGGUGAACCAAGAGUCGCCGGACCCGGACUGCGACCUGGAUUACGUGCCGAACGAGUCGCGCGCGGCGGAUGUUGGAGUCGUGCUGUCGAACGCCUUCGGGUUCGGCGGGCAGAACGCGUGCCUGGUGUUCCGCCGCUGGGAGAAGUGA